CGUUCCUCCCGGGACGGUUGCGCCGCCUCCCAGCGUCACAGACGCGCGGGCCGGGCUCGCCCGGGCCAGGCUGAGCCGUGGGGCUCGGGGCCUCUCGGCUGGGCGGGCAACAAAUGGGGAGGGGAAGCUGCUGUUCUCUCCCCCCAGGCCUGGCAAGGUGCCCCCGUGGGGGAGCUUUUUCAGUUGACCAAAGAAAUGGUGAUGGAGAAGCCAAGUCCCCUGCUGGUCGGGCGGGAAUUUGUAAGGCAGUAUUAUACUCUGCUGAAUCAAGCACCAGACUACCUGCACAGGUUUUAUGGAAAGAAUUCUUCCUACGUCCAUGGUGGCUUGGAUUCCAAUGGAAAACCAGCUGAUGCCGUCUAUGGGCAAUCUGACAUCCACAAGAAGGUGCUGUCUCUGAACUUUAAGGACUGCCACACAAAGAUCCGUCAUGUGGAUGCCCAUGCUACUCUUAAUGAUGGUGUUGUAGUCCAGGUGAUGGGAGAACUCUCCAAUAACAUGCAGCCAGUGCGCAGGUUCAUGCAGACGUUUGUACUUGCCCCUGAGGGUUCUGUUGCAAAUAAGUUUUAUGUCCAUAACGACAUCUUCCGCUACCAAGAUGAGGUUUUUGGUGAUUCGGACACUGAGCCUCCAGAGGAAUCUGAGGAGGAGGUGGAGGAACCUGAGGAAAGACAGCAGACCCCUGAGACGGUUGAUGAUCCCGGUGCGUACUACGAGCAGUCUGUCAGCAAUGACUUGGAGGAACAGCUGGAGGAGCCAGUAGUGGAACCAGAACCGGAGCCUGAACCGGAGCCUGAACCGGAGCCAGAACCAGAAGUGCAGGAAGAAAAAUCUGAGCCAGUAUUGGAGGAAACUGUUCCUGAGGAGACUGUGGAAAAGAGUCCUUCUCCAGUCCCUGCAGACCCUGCUCCUGUGGUGCAAGAGGAUUCCAGGACAUUUUCGUGGGCGUCUGUAACCAGCAAGAAUCUCCCACCCAGUGGAGCUGUUCCAGUAUUGGGAAUACCACCUCAUGUUGUGAAAGUACCAGCCUCACAACCCCGUCCUGAAUCCAAGCCUGAAUCCCAGACUCCACCACAGAGGCCUCAGAGGGUGAGGGAGCAACGAACAAGCAUCCCACCACAAAGAGGGCCUAGACCAAUUCGUGAAGGUGAGCAGGGUGACAUGGAAACUAGACGGAUUGUUAGGUACCCAGACAGUCAUCAGCUAUUUGUUGGAAACCUUCCUCAUGAUGUGGAUAAAACUGAACUGAAGGACUUCUUCCAAAAACUUGGCUCCUCUCUUGCAGAUUAUGGGAACGUUGUGGAACUCCGCAUCAACAGUGGUGGGAAGCUCCCUAACUUUGGGUUUGUGGUAUUUGAUGAUCCUGAACCGGUUCAGAAGAUCCUUAGCAAUAGGCCCAUCAUGUUCAGGGGGGAGGUGCGUUUGAACGUGGAGGAGAAGAAAACACGAGCUGCCAGGGAGGGUGACCGCAGAGACAACAGACCACGUGGACCUGGAGGCACUCGGGGAGGGCUGGGGGGUGGGAUUCGAGGGCCUCCACGUGGAGGCAUGUCUCAGAAACCAGGAUUUGGAGCUGGAAGGGGCGUCGGGCAACGUCAGUGAAUGCAUCAAGGAUGUUGGCAUGGUGGCACAAACCCUUGUUCCUGCAGAUUUGUGAAUUUCAGCCUUGGGUAUCUUGGAAUGUGGCCCUAGCCUGUUAUAGACUGCUACGUUUGAUACUAUUUUGGCCCCUUUUUGUUUGUUGUUAUGGUUUUGUGAUUUUUUUUUCCUAGUCCUUGUCCCAGAUUCCAGCUUUGUGGAACAAUAUUUUAGGAAAAGUGGAUUUUAAAAAGAAAAGAACUGAAGUUCCUUGCUCACUGCAAACUUAACGGACUGGAUUUUUUUUUUUUUUGUACCAGUGGUCUUUCCUAAAGGAAUGUGUGGUUGGUUUUUUUGUUUUUGUUUUUUCCCUCUCUAUACUGAAAUUGUGUGCGUUUCAGUCAGUGGAAUAAUUUUUCACCUGCAUGUGUUCAAGAGCCUGUAGGAAAACCUAGCACUUGGCAAGCAUUUCAAGGCAGGAGAAACUAUUGUUUGUCCCUUGAGGGUCAUGUGCACAUCCUCUGGUCUGGCCAUGUUGCCACUUGGAAAAUUGACAUUCACUCUUCUCUCUGUGGCGCUGUAAAGUGGAAUAAAGGGUAUCCAUAGAAUCUUUUUUCUUUUGAUACAUGAUCACGAAAAGGAAUUCUAACUACUGUUUUACCACUUACAAAUUUUGGAUUGUGGGAUAGGUUUUAAAUGUCUAGAACUUGACUCUUAAAACAUUUUUCCUGAACUUGUGAAAUUUUUUAUUGAAAUAGGGAGUUUUUUUUCAUGUUUUAGUUUGUAUUUGUAAAAAAAAGAAAAAAGAAAAAAAAGAAAAAAAAAAAAAGCAAAAUUGUUGUGCCUUCUAUUUAUCUCUCAUUCCAGUCUUGGCAAAUUGUUAAAAAAAUAAAAAAAAGUCUAGAUUUGCUUUAUCAA
Molecule: messenger RNA, 2496 nt
Organism: Caretta caretta (loggerhead turtle)
Lineage: Eukaryota; Metazoa; Chordata; Testudines; Cheloniidae
Gene: G3BP1
Product: G3BP stress granule assembly factor 1
Cellular component (GO): ribonucleoprotein complex; cytosol
Molecular function (GO): mRNA binding
Source: RefSeq, a predicted model, not a curated record